Aspergillus ruber CBS 135680 is the source of this 888-nucleotide messenger RNA. RefSeq lists its product as uncharacterized. Bases 1 to 888 code for a protein of 295 amino acids. The transcript has a single exon. NCBI's taxonomy places the organism in Eukaryota, Fungi, Ascomycota, Eurotiomycetes, Eurotiales, Aspergillaceae. The record is from RefSeq and is a predicted model, not a curated record.
AUGUCCAAUACUACCUCCUCCAGCCCCGGUAACUGGAUCAUUGGCGGUUAUACCGGCAGCAGCGACGGCGUGCGCAUCGCGAUCGCGACUUUUGUCGGGGUCGCAUGGUAUAAUGUCGGCGAAUUGAUGGUCCUGGUCUUUCUCACCUUCAAGAAGUAUCGCGGCAUGUACUUCUGGAGUAUGCUCAGCUCGGCUUGGGGCAUCAUCCCCUACUCCCUCGGCUUUCUGCUCAAAUUCUUCAACGCGACUGACGCUCUGUGGCUGCCUAUCACGCUGCUUACGGUAGGCUGGUGGGCAAUGGUCACUGGCCAGUCCAUGGUGUUAUACUCGCGGCUGCACUUGGUGCUUCGGGAUAUCAGGAUCCUUCAUCUGGUGCUGGGUUUGAUCGUCCUCGACGUUCUCCUGCUGCACGUUCCGACGACUGUGCUGACCUACAUGGCCAAUUAUUACAACACCGACGCGACGGUCACCGGGUACAACGUGAUGGAGAAGAUCCAGUUGACGGGAUUCUGCGUGCAGGAGAUUAUCAUUUCUGGGCUCUACAUCUGGGAGACGAAUCGCAUGUUGAAGCUGAAUCCGGAAAACGACAGCCGCAAAGUCAUUUUCAAUCUGUUCGCCGUCAACUUGGCGUGUAUCCUGAUGGAUAUCGCUCUGAUCGUCAUUGAAUACGCCAAUUUUUACAUGUACCAAACCACCCUUAAAGCGACCAUCUACAGCAUCAAAUUGAAACUCGAAUUUGCGGUUCUGGGCAAGCUGGUCAAAAUCGCCCAUCAACAUGUCUGGCGACCACAACUCAUCGCCGGGCCAAUGGGCUACCCAGUUCCUAUGGAUGCGAACCAACUGUUUGCCGAUCUCGAUAACAAUUAUGCCAGUACGCGAACUUCUUGA